Corticium candelabrum is the source of this 951-nucleotide messenger RNA. RefSeq names its product ryncolin-2-like. NCBI's taxonomy places the organism in Eukaryota, Metazoa, Porifera, Homoscleromorpha, Homosclerophorida, Plakinidae. The record is from RefSeq and is a predicted model, not a curated record. The transcript is spliced from 2 exons. Bases 95 to 814 code for a protein of 239 amino acids.
GUUUGCCUGAAAGCAGUGCAUCACGUAGUCUUGCGAUAAAGCCUACAUUUUGAGAGCAGCUCGCAUUUUCUUUAGAGUUUCCUUUUAGUAAGACAUGAAGCUGAUCAGCGCAGUUGUCAUCGUUUCUGUUCUAUUCUCAAGUUGCAAUGCUUUUCAAACAGAUCAAUGUUGUUGCCACGCCAACGUGAUCCCCCGCAACUGUCGUCACACUCUCAUUCUCGGACACACGGUGAGUGGGGUGUACGUGAUCGAUCCACGCGAUGGCUUGGGCUCGUUCCCGGUUUGGUGCGACAUGAAAACCAACGGAGGAGGAUGGACGGUCUUCCAGAGACGACGAGACGGAUCAGUUAACUUCACUCGAGGCUGGGACGAGUACAAAAGAGGAUUCGGAACGUUAAAUGACGAGUUCUGGCUGGGACUGGAUAAAAUUCAUCGUCUAGCUACAAGUCAGGUGCUCCGUUUCGAUCUCGCUGAUUUUGACAAUGAAAAGAGGCACGCAGAAUACGACUCUUUCACGGUCGGUCCACACGCGUCGUCGUAUCUUAUGUACGUUGGAAAGUACAGCGGAAAUGUGGGGAAUUCAUUCAGUAUUCAUUCCGGAUAUGUCUUCGCAACGACAGACAAAGACACUCCAGAAAAUUGUGCUACAAAAUACAAGAGUGCUUGGUGGUACUUCAAUUGUCAUAAUUCCCAUUUGAACGGUCUCUACUUGAAGGGAAAGACAGAUCAGUACGCUAUGGGAGUUGUCUGGGAAGCAUGGAAGGGACACUAUUACUCUUUGAAAUUUGCUGAACUCAAAAUGAGGCCUCAGUAGUAGAGUCGACUUUAUGAGUUGGUGUUAGCGAAAUAGCUAUCGUCUAUAGGAGUCGUCUGGACUGCAUAAUUAUUGAGAAUAUAAAACAUUGGUAUGGGGUACUCAGAGUUCGAAUACGUUAGGUAUUAUUAUACUCA